AUGUCUCUGGACGCCUCCGGGGUCCCGGCGACCGCUGCCAGGGCGUCUCUCUCGGCUCUGCUCGCGCCCCGCCGCGGGAGGAAGCGGGACCGGGAGGAGGAGGAGGAGGAGGGCGUCCGGGAGGAGGCGCUGCGGCUCCUGAACCGACACCAGGACCUGAGGGCCCUGCUGGAGGAGGUGAGUCGGGCUCCGGGAGAAGCGCGGCGCCCCGCGCCGGCGGGAGAGAGGGUCCCGCCCCGGGAGGACCGCGCCGGAACGGACGCCGUGCCGGCUGUGGGGUCGAGUCUCGGACGCGCUCUCCUGGUUAGCGCCCUACAAGACCACGCCCACCGGCUAGACGUACCCGUAGCGGCGUUAGCGGCCAGGCUGUUAGCGGAGAAAGUUGCGACCGUGUCGGACGGCGGACGAGUCCUGCUGACCUCCUCUCAGAAGGCUGAGCUCUCGGCCGUGUUGAGGUCCGCCCGGGAGCUGGCCUCCCAGGGGGCGUUCAGCUCUGAGGUCUUCUGUCAGGAGUUGUGGAACGCCCAGGACCAGCCGCUGCUUCAGGUCGUCUGGAGCCUCCACGCCUCCAACGUACUGACCCUGGAACAGCUGCUGGACAGCCGGGAGGAGGCGGAGCCCUGGCUGGGGGCGGAGCUGCGGGCCCUGUGCGAACUCGCGGCCAAUGAGGACGGAGGAGGGGAAGGGGACGACGGGCGGAUGGUCCUGUCAGGCGUGGCCUCGGUGCUGGUGCGGGCGGGGUUCGAGGAGCCCGGGCGCGGGGGCGGGGCCAGGACGUGUGGGCGUGUCCUCGACGGCAUGCUUUCCUGGGUCCUGGACAGCGCCGGCGGGGGACGGGAUCUCCACUCCGCCGCAGAGUCAUGGGUGCGGGUGUUCGACGCUAGCUCCUGGAGCGCGUCGGUGUCCGCUAACACGCUGCGCCGGUUCCUGACGCACUCCCUCACGCACACGCUCACCUACAAGCCCCGCCUGACAGUAUCCGACGCUAUCGCUAUGCAGAGCCAGUGGAGUUUCGCCGAAACCCCGCCCCUCCUGACGUCCCUGUACCGCAAGCUAGGGGCGUGGCUGAAGGGGGAGGGGCUUCUGGGUCAGGUGACGGAGGUUCUCCAGACGCGGGAGGUGAACUGGCGGCUGGUGUUGGGGUUGGUGUCGGCGGCCGUCGUGCACCGGGCGGACACUAGGACGCAUCUAACCGAUCUCCUCUCUCGGCUCCUCCGCUCCUCCUUCGAGGAGUACGACCUCGAAAACCUCAUCACCGCCUUCCUGCUGGCCCGGCAGGGGGCGCUCGAGGGUCCCGCCGUGUUCCCCUCCUACGCCGAGUGGUUCAAGACGUCCUUCGGCGGCGCCGGCGGUUACCACGGCAGCGCCAAGAAGCCCCUCCUCUUCCUCCUGAAGUUCCUCUCCGACCUGGUGCCCCACGACCCGCCGCAGUACCUCAAGGUGCACUUGCUCCACCCACCCUUCGUUGCCGGGAAACACCGCCCCCUGCUGUUGGAGUAUGUGGCGCUGGCCAAGACCCGGUUGGCCGACCUGCAGGUGCCGGUGGAGGACAUGGGCCUCUACGAGAACACGUCACCUACCGGCGCGCCCGUACAGCCCGAGUGCCAGGCCCACCUGGACGCGGAGAAGGCCGUCUCGCUCUUCGAGAGCACGGGGAAGGUCUCCGCCGCCGUCAUGGAGGCCAGCAUCUUCCGGAAGACCUACUUUCUGUCCCGGUUCCUGCCGGCCCUGCUGACCCCGCGGGUGCUUCCUGACCAACCGGACGCCCGCAUGGCCUUCAUCGAGUCUCUGAGGAAAACGGAGAAGAUUCCGGCCUCGAUGUACUCCUCCUACGCCCGGUCCUGUCAGAGGGAGGCGCAGCGGCUUCGGGAGGGCGUGUGUGCGGAGCCGGACGACCAGGACAGGCUGUGGUCUGAGCUUCAGGAGCUGAGAAAGCUGGUAUCCCCUGAGAGAGAGGAAGACUUCCUGGCGGGCCUGUCCCGGGUUUCGGCGUCGCUGGGCGCCCUGUUGCCGGACAGAACCAGCGACCCGCCGGCUCAGGUCGCGACCUUCACCGAUCUGGACAACCAAGUGGCCAACGCGAUCCUGAGAAGCUUCUGCCAGUGUCUCCUGGACGCCUCCGGGAAGAGCCCCCCAAACAGACAGGGCCAGUGGGCCAAUCACUUUAUCAGAACGCUCCGGGGACACGCCCACCUCCUCCCCGCCCUCCUCCACCGCCUAUCCGACCUCCUCGGCAACCAGGGGGCAGAGCUGAGCCCCGCCCACGUCCUCGGAUUGGCUGCCUUCGCCGUCCACCUCCACGCCUCCCAGACGCCCCUCCCCGAAGUGCUGGGCUCCGCCCUCCAGUGUAGCACCCAUGCUAACAUGAGUUUCUGUCUCAGAUUCUGCGUGGCCGCGGUGUCCUACGGGCUCUGUAGGCGUUCCUCGUCUGAACCUGUCCAGGACUACAUUCCCAGCAUCCUCUGCAAGAAGCUGCUAUACCUCGUCCCCAGAUUGAUUCCGGAAACCCGGGCGGAGCCCGGCCCGAUGGAGGCGGGGCCGGGCGAUCCGGAGGCGGAGCCUGCCAUUUGGAGGAACGUAACUGACCCCGGCACCACCUGGGAGAGCUCCGCCCGCUUGCUGUGGGGACACGCCCACUUCCACGCCCUCAAAGCGCUACCCGGCUACCAGCUCUCCUUCUCCGAUUGGUUGGAAGCCGAGCUCAAAGUUCAGAGGAGCCAGGACGCCCUGACCGAUCCGGAGAGACAGCAGUACCAGCAGUGGGCGUGUCACCAGCGUCACCCGCCGGACGGGGGCGGCGACCCCAGACGGGCCUGUUCCGCUAUCCUCAGGGCCGCCACGGACCUGCAGACCGGGCGGCCCGGUUCCGACACCUGCCUCCCGGACGUCCUGAGCCGACUGCAGGAGCUGCUCUACGACCUAGAUCCAUGUAAGGCGGGGCACUUCCUCCUGGACGUCGUUUCUGAUAGGCUCCCCGCGACCUACGACCCCCUGGACGUCGGCGGGGAGCUGGAUCUCGAGCGGACGUUACGCGCCUGGAACAGCAUAGUAGUCGCGCUUCCUCCCACAAUCCUCGUGGGCUUCCAGACCGAUGGCGCUAGGCUAACGCUCGACUUGUCUCGCUUCGUAGACCACGUGAACCAGAACCAGAGGAACGCCUGCUCCCCGCCCUGCCAGCUGCCCUACCUGCUAACUCUCCACUUCCUCAGGGGCGUCCUCGGCGCGGCCGCACGAUGCGAUUGGCCGGGGAGAGCCGUGAGCGAGGGAUUGGAACGGAUUCACGACCGGUGUCCCCUGCUACUGGUGUCCGUGGCGGAAGAAGCCCCGCCCCCGGCCCCGCCCGGCGCCCCGCCCCUCCUCCUCGCCGCCUGCCUCUACCACACCCGCGGCAUCACCCCCUCCCUCCGGCGGCUAUCCCAGCAGCCCCAGCAGGUGCUGGUGUUUCUGCUUUUCUUCUACGUGACCGACUUGCUAACCGGGCUGCUUCAACCGCAGGAAUCCCGGCGUUUGGACGAAGCCCGGAGCGCGUGUGUUGAGAUCCUGACCCAGCUGGACGACUGCUCCGAUUGGCUCCUGCUGUUUGAACCGUCGGCCAAUGACCAAGGCCCCUACCGGGUGGUGACCAUGGUAACCACCGACAGGAACACCAGACUGAUGCCGCUGGCCUUCUACAGCCUCGUCCCGCUAUUGGACGGCGGGCUCCUGGGGAGGGCGGUCCGGACCCCGGGGUUCCUCCUCUCCGCCCUGCGGUGCUACUCCGCCCUGACCCGGCUCUACCUGGAGGGCGGCGCCCCCGGGCAGGUGGACACCCGGGAGGUCCUGUCGAGAGCCCGCAACCUGCUGCUGCGGGCCGUCGCCCUGACGCCGAGCGCCUGCCUCUCCCGGGGCCAGAGGGUUCGGCUGCAGCGGGAGUGCGGGGGUCUCGACCCGGACGUGGCGGCGGCGGCGGCGUCCCUGCUGGCGCCCGACGAGGAGGUGGAGCUCCUGUAGCCGCCGGACCCCCCGACCUCACCCUCAUCCC
Molecule: messenger RNA, 4021 nt
Organism: Megalops cyprinoides (Indo-Pacific tarpon)
Lineage: Eukaryota; Metazoa; Chordata; Actinopteri; Elopiformes; Megalopidae
Product: Fanconi anemia group A protein-like
Exons: 41
Coding region: 1-3990 (1329 amino acids)
Biological process (GO): interstrand cross-link repair
Cellular component (GO): Fanconi anaemia nuclear complex
Source: RefSeq, a predicted model, not a curated record